Messenger RNA from Agrilus planipennis (emerald ash borer), 1974 nucleotides. RefSeq lists its product as uncharacterized. The transcript has 2 exons. The record is from RefSeq and is a predicted model, not a curated record. Lineage: Eukaryota; Metazoa; Arthropoda; Insecta; Coleoptera; Buprestidae. Bases 174 to 1880 code for a protein of 568 amino acids.
UGCCGUAAUAUCGGCUGUUAGCUUAUUAAGUACCAACACCUUUUUGACCCUAAAAGUUUACUUUCGGAUCGUUCAGAAUAUAAAACCGAAAUCCGAUACCACGCUAAUGAACACCUGCCACAAUAAAUUAUUGUUCAUUUGAUAACAAUAGGCAGUCUCGUCCAGGUGUGUUAAUGGUAAAGAUGCUGUUAACCAACUGUUACAUACGGUUAUGGAUAUAUUUGUGCAGUGUGUUUCUGGUAUCGGCAGAAAGUAUACUCGAGACAAAUGUAGAAGAUCCAUCCUUUACCAGUAGCGGAUUAACUUCCGUUACAUUAGACCAUAGCGAUAAUCUGCCACAAAUUAUGAUCACCAAACCUUACGAAACAAUAUUAGAUAAUACUGACAUAUCCCAAACGAUGGGGCCAAAUUCCUAUGAUGUGUCUCAUUUAACCAGUGUUGUAGAUGGGAAAACUUCGACGACUGCACAACAAGCAUUUCCUUCAAAUUCACAAUUUUCUUUUUCAACUUCAGAGGCUCCGAAAGAAAUAAAAUCUGCAACAUUAACGUUAAGUAAUAAAUCUCAAGGAAUAUACUCCGGACCUACAUUUAGUCAAGUCCUAUACGUCCUAACAAGAAGGUCACCUUUCGAUGGAUUUUCGUAUUUAUUACGAUCAUUGCAAUCUUAUAAUCUUCCUCCGGGGUUGGUAGACGUUCAGAGUUACGUGAUGAGGUUAAUCCGAUUAAAUUUUCUAAGAGUUCGAGAAAUUCUGGACUACUUACAAAGGUACUCUCAUCUACAAGAGACAGACUUAGCAAUUAUGGGUCUUAUCCUUCUCGCCGAAACUUUACCCCCAAAAUGUGAGUUGCGAGCGAAUAUAAACGAACUUACUUCAGCUGUAGUAUUAUUAAAAUUACUUCAACAAUCACCUAUAGAAAGGUCACCAUGUGUGAACAGAAUUGUUCAAGUUGAAAAGCCUGUUAACUGUAAUUGUAUGCCUGAAAUGACCUAUUCAAUAAAGACAACAAAACAAACAAGUGUAACAGUCGUUAAAGAAGCUUUGAUAAAAGCUUUAACAAUUCCAUUUGUAUCUGAGAUGGAGCAUGCAUAUAAUGUAACGAAAUCGUUCAUUGAAAGUUCAGCAAAUGUUGAAAUUCUGAAAUCACUUACAUUAGAUACCACUAGUAAUCAACAGUUGUUGUUACGAUUUUAUUCAAUAGUAAAACAAACGACCACAAUUUCAGUUGAAACGAAGGAAGAAAUCUUAAGGUACACGGAUUAUGUUCUUGGCAGGUAUGCACCAGUCACACCUACUCCAGAAAUUCGCUUUGAUUAUGCACUGCUGCUAGAGAUAUUACCGAAUCCAGCAGAUACGAUCGAAGAACAGUAUAUUACAUUGUUAAGCACUGCAUUGAAAUCCGAAGAGGUUUACUUACUUCUUAAGCAACAGGGUAUAGAAAAUAUAUCAGAUCAGAAGAAACAGCUCAUUGAGGUUUUAAAAAUAUUACAAAUCAAAUAUUCUUCCGUGCAAGUCAAGGAAGCUGCCAAAUAUUAUUUAGAAUACCUCGAAAAGCUCGAGAGUCUAACGUUGAUCGGUAUGAAAAAAAUUGAGAAAAGAUUCGACUUAACCGGAAUCUUCACUGACACACUGCAACUGGGUUCUUUACCGUCUUCAGCGAAAUUAGCAUUCAAGAAGAUUUACAAAUACAUUGCCAACAUGCACGGGAAGGAAAUGGAAAAUUUCAAUGAAUGGAACGAAGCAUCCACGAGAGCCCAGUUUAUUCAAUUUUUAUUCAAUUAUUUCUUAGCUCAAGAUUUUGUACCGAGCGAUGUUAAAACCGCUAUAACGACAUUAAUUCCAUAUAUCCAAACAGACGGCAAAGGUGCUCUUCCCCCCUAGUUAUAUCUUCCCUAAUAAAAUAUCACCCUUACAAGUAAAUAAAUAGUAAUGAUUUACUAUAGUCUUUUUUUAUUAUGGAUAACAAUUUCACAAA